CCUCAUCCAUCCAGGUAACAGUUUUUUUUUUCGUGUUGUCCUUCUAGGGAUAUCUAUGCCCAUUCCAGUCAUUGGUCUGCAGGAUGACUCCAGAGUGUUUGUAAAUGGCACCUGUGUCCUCAAUGAUGAGAACUUCGUCCUCAUUGGAUCCUUCAUGGCAUUCUUCAUCCCUCUCAUCAUCAUGGUGAUCACAUAUUGCCUGACCGUCCAGGUGCUGCAGAGACAGGCAACAGUGUUCAUGUGUGGAGAGGUGCCCAAGCAGAGGAGGAGCAGCGUAAACUGCCUCAAGAAGGAAAACAACACAGAGAACGUUUCAAUGCUUCACAAUCACGAGGGGGCAUCCCACUUGAACUCUCCUGUAAAUAAGGAGGCAGUGCUUUUUCGGAAAGGAACAAUGCAGUCCAUCAACAAUGAGCGAAGAGCCUCCAAGGUCCUGGGCAUUGUCUUCUUUUUGUUCCUCAUCAUGUGGUGCCCAUUUUUCAUCACUAAUGUCAUGUCUGUCCUUUGCAAGGAAGCCUGCGAUAAAGACCUCUUGAGUGAGCUCCUUGAUGUGUUUGUUUGGGUGGGGUACGUUUGCUCUGGGGUUAAUCCCCUUGUAUACACACUCUUCAAUAAAACGUACCGCAGGGCUUUUUCCAAUUACAUCCGUUGCCAAUACAAGACGAGUAAAAAAUCAGGACUGCGGCAGAAUCAGUGUCUGAAUGUUGCUUCAACAGCUUUAUAUGGGAAAGAUCUGACUUUAACUAGUUAUCGAAAUGGCAAUGAACUCAAUAGCAUGGAACUAGACGAAGCUGAGGAGGGCCUUGAAAUGCAACCAGGGACUUCAGAGGUCUCCAUAAACAGCUGUAAUGUUGUAAGCGAAAGAGUGAGCUGUGUGUAAAGGUGGCUCACACAGCCUUUUGCUACGGUGUGUCUGUAGCCAAAAUAUAUUGUGUAAAAAUGUAAGUGUUGGUCAAAGGACAAUGUAAAUACUGCAUUCUGAACAAAGCUUUUUUUUUAAAAAAAAAAAAAAAGAAAAAGAAGAGUUGUCUUUCCAGUAGAGUACCUAAAAUCAUAUAUAUUAAUAUACUGCAGUGAAGUUUAAGGUUCUAUAUUUACUGUUAAUUCUAGAUCAGAACUAUUAGUUACUUUGCAUAUGUCAUGGACAAAAUGUUUGAAUUCUUCUUCCAGUGCAUGAACAAAAAUGCUGAAUAUUUAUCUCAGGUGGCAUUUGCUGGAGUCCAGAAUGGCACGUUAAUAGUUAUAAAUCAAAUACAUGCUAUUAGACUUGGUCAGUAUAACUUUCUUUUUCAAGUUGACAGUAAAUAUAUACUUUA
This is a messenger RNA of Leptosomus discolor (cuckoo roller), 1316 nucleotides long. NCBI's taxonomy places the organism in Eukaryota, Metazoa, Chordata, Aves, Leptosomiformes, Leptosomidae. The record is from RefSeq and is a predicted model, not a curated record.